Oppia nitens is the source of this 1087-nucleotide messenger RNA. Its product is annotated as growth hormone secretagogue receptor type 1-like. The transcript is spliced from 5 exons. Gene Ontology annotation, biological process: G protein-coupled receptor signaling pathway. Gene Ontology annotation, cellular component: plasma membrane. Bases 37 to 1080 code for a protein of 347 amino acids. The record is from RefSeq and is a predicted model, not a curated record. NCBI's taxonomy places the organism in Eukaryota, Metazoa, Arthropoda, Arachnida, Sarcoptiformes, Oppiidae. Gene Ontology annotation, molecular function: G protein-coupled receptor activity.
AAAACCAAAAAACUACAGUUUCCACAAAAUUAAAUAAUGGAUGAAAUAUUAGGAGUAAAUAAAUCGGUGGUUCACGAAGUAUAUAAUUCUUCAUGUCUUCAAUUACAACAAUAUUUCAUAUCACAAAACCAGAUAAAUGACGAUCAAAUUGGCGAUACCAUUGAGAUGACAACUCAACCAUUAUUUAAUACCUUAUCUAAUGCAUUGACAUGGGAUGAAAGCAAUUGUUCCGAUAUAUUAAGUCAAUUACAGGGACCGAUACUAGAGCCUGAGUUUCCAUAUUAUAUACGUACGACAGCGACCAUUGUGUGCACCAUUGUGUUAAUAAUGGGCACAACCGGUAACCUAUUGGUGCCCAUAGUUGUCAUCAAAACUAAAGAGUUGAGAAACUCGACGAAUCUAUUUCUUAUAAAUCUCAGUAUUGCUGAUCUACUCGUAUUAAUCGUUUGUAUGCCAACAGUUCUCAUUGAAUUACAUACCAAACCAGAAAUCUGGCAUUUGGGUGAAUGGAUGUGUAAAGCUGUUCCCUUUGUCGAGAUGGUUGUCGCCCAUUCAUCCAUACUUACCAUAUCUGCCAUUAGCUUUGAGAGAUAUUAUGCAAUUUGUAAACCACUAAAAGCUGGUUACAAAUGUACAAAAUUGCGAGCUUUAAUAAUAAUAGCUAUCGUUUGGAUUAUAGCUAUACUAUCGACGUCUCCCAUGUUAUACAUAACAGAGCUCUCGUUUGUUGAGUACAUUGACGGCAGUAUAGUACCAGUAUGUCUGAGCRGAGUAGAGGGUCUCAUAGAGACACUGUAUUUGUUCAUAAUUUUGGUCACAUUUUUUGCAUUACCAUUCCUCAUACUAAUAGUUUUGUAUGGAUUGAUAGCCAAAAAUUUGGUGAUGGAUUCCCGUUUGGUUAGUUCCAGUUCGGAACAGUACCAAAUGAGACUCCGCAAACAAGUGGUCUUCAUGUUAGCCGCUGUUAUGUUAAACUUUUUCAUAUGUUUGCUACCAUUCCGUAUAUUUUCGCUUUGGAUUCUUGUCGUACCAAAAGAAAAAGUCGAUGAAUUAGGAAUGGAAGGUAUGUCUGAAAAUUAAAGACAAU